Molecule: messenger RNA, 252 nt
Organism: Staurois parvus
Lineage: Eukaryota; Metazoa; Chordata; Amphibia; Anura; Ranidae
Source: the annotation of a GenBank genome assembly
AUUGCCUUCUGUUGCCCGAGGCCCCUGCCCAGUGGUAGGUUGCCGUCUGUUGCCCGAGGCCCCUGCCCAGUGGUAGGUUGCCGUCUGUUGCCCGAGCCCCUGUUGAGGGGUAGAUUGCCUUCUGUUGCCCGAGGCCCCUGCCCAGUGGUAGGUUGCCGUCUGUUGCCCGAGCCCCUGCCCAGGGGUAGAUUGUCGCCUGUUGCCCGAGCCCCAAGCCUAAAGGGGGGAGAUUGCCUGAAGACCCCCCCUGUG